AUGUUUAAAAAAGUCACCCAAUCCAUAGUAAAUCAAAUGGAUCCAAAGGGAGACCUGGUCCCAGUUCACAGCAUCUUAGACCACGAACAUUUCAAACCCCUCUGUCUAUUGAAAAGAAAAAGAAAAGCCAUGUUCCACCCAUCUCCCUGCUACAAACGGACAUGCUACAGACUCGACGACGUGCUGCUGCCUGGAGAUAAAAGCACAGAGUCCCUCUUUCCCAGCGGAGGUGGUCAAGACUCCAGGCAAUUUACAAUCAAAAAAAGCGUCAGUGACAGAGUUGAUGGUGGCCUGAGCCUUUCAGUUGACUCUGCAAGCGUAGGGCUGAAAGGAGCUGCCUCCUUGGCCAAAGAGUGGUCCAUCAAGCUGGAGAAGAACAACAUAUUACUACCAAAACUUGAGGUGCUGAAAACAGAAAGAAAAAUAAAUGCGAAUCACUCCCUCAUUCAACAACUACAGAAAGCACGACAAAAUCUGUACGUGGUUCAUGAAACAAUAGAAACCUCAGAGGAGACCAGCUACACGGAGUCCACCGAGGCAGAGGGGAACUUCAUGACCCAGUUUUACGCCAAGUUUUGUGUGAAGGGCACUAGGGAGAACAAACAAAGCAUAACUAUACCCAAGGGCUGCACUCUGGCGUUCAGGGCAAUCCAGCUGGCCAUUACAGACAGAUCAUGGGGUCUUGACUAUUUCCCAGAAGGACACAACAGACUGCUCGUAUCUGAUGGUGUCUCACAAGGAAAAUUAGGGCUGCUGCAGGCAGAAGUUAAAAAGAAUGAUGAAAUAGCCUUCAAAGCUGUGAUGAGAGACAGGACCCUCUUUCAAGAACUGAGCCAGAGAAUGGAAGCAGUUCUUGAUGAAACUGGUAGUUGGGAGCUGAAAACAGAAAGCCCAGAUUUAAAAGACCUGUUGAGCACCUUACAGUAUUCUUCAAGUCACAUUCUCCUCCAGAUGGCAGAAGCAAUCACCUACACUCUUGACGCCUUAGAUGAGCUAACGGAGGAUCAGCUGCUGUUACUGCUCGAGUCCUUGGAAGAGAAGAUUGCGUCCCAACAGCUUAAGCUGGUUGGGAGCAUCUUGGAACACGACAUAAGACAGGGGAAAGAGCAUUUCAGCGUGGAUGCCAGCUUGCUCUCCUUCUCACGAGAGAAGGAACAAAAAAUAACCAUUGCGAUGGUCGAGAUGAGUGGAGCGAAGCUCCAGACGGACGGAUCUGGUGUCUGUACGGAAGAAGCCGUCUCGGCCAUAGCAGCCCUGUACGUCUCUCUGUAUGUCCUCAGCCUUCUGAGUAACUCAAAUUAG
Molecule: messenger RNA, 1302 nt
Organism: Opisthocomus hoazin
Lineage: Eukaryota; Metazoa; Chordata; Aves; Opisthocomiformes; Opisthocomidae
Gene: GSDMA
Product: gasdermin A
Biological process (GO): pyroptotic inflammatory response; defense response to bacterium
Molecular function (GO): phosphatidylserine binding; phosphatidylinositol-4,5-bisphosphate binding; phosphatidylinositol-4-phosphate binding
Source: RefSeq, a predicted model, not a curated record